GCUCCGGCGCCUUCAUUCCACUUCCGCUUGUGAAGCCGCGAGGAAGGAGGCAAGGGUUCUCCGGAGAGGCGGCGAAGGGAGCCGGCAGGAGCUGCAGGAGAGCGCCGCGCCCGCCAGCCAUGGCCAGCCAGUCGCAGGGCAUCCAGCAGCUGCUGCAGGCCGAGAAGAGAGCCGCCGAGAAGGUCGCCGAGGCCCGCAAGAGAAAGAACCGGCGGCUGAAGCAAGCGAAAGAAGAAGCCCAAGCUGAAAUCGAACAGUAUCGCUUACAGAGGGAGAAGGAAUUCAAGGCAAAGGAGGAAGCGGCUCUGGGGUCCCACGGCAGCUCCACUACCGAAGUGGAGAAGGAGACCCAGGAGAAGAUGUUUGUGCUCCAGAGCAACUUCCAGAAGAACCGGGAAGAAGUCCUCAACAGCCUGCUGAACCUCGUCUGCGAUAUCAAGCCAGAGAUCCAUUUGAACUACCGCAUCAAUGGCUAGAAGAAUAUCUAAACCUUCACGGAGCAUAAUACCAACUCCAGCUCUGCCCCUUCUUUGAUAAAAGAGCUUAACUUAUUUCCAAGAGUUGUAGAUAUUCUUGAUCUCCUCCCUAAGCAAGAAAAAAAUGUUCCUUUUGUCUCUUUAGUUCAAUUAUUGUGUCUCCAAAGUGCUUUAUUAUAGAAGGUGACUCUUGGGAUGCUUUGCAAUAAGUAUUAAGUCCACAUGCUGUCCUAAGUAUUUGAAAUAUGAAGGCAGGCCUCCUUCUGCAUAGCUCUAUGAAUUUGGGUCCAAAGAGCACCUCCCUCUACCUCGCUUUGUAGGAAAAGUGGUGGAGGUUGAAUUUAUUUGUUGUGUAAGGAGUGGUUUUGAAAUAGGUUCUGUAAUAACAACCAGCCUCUUUAUACCUUUCCUGUUUAACUUGAACUAGAAACCUGUCCUUGAUGGUGCUUCGAGAAAAAGUAAAGAUCUGAUUUAACCCACA
Molecule: messenger RNA, 957 nt
Organism: Anolis carolinensis (green anole)
Lineage: Eukaryota; Metazoa; Chordata; Lepidosauria; Squamata; Anolidae
Gene: atp6v1g1
Product: ATPase H+ transporting V1 subunit G1
Exons: 3
Coding region: 120-476 (118 amino acids)
Biological process (GO): proton transmembrane transport
Cellular component (GO): vacuolar proton-transporting V-type ATPase complex
Molecular function (GO): proton-transporting ATPase activity, rotational mechanism
Source: RefSeq, a predicted model, not a curated record